AGGCCUUAGUUCAUGACCAACAAAGAACUUUAAUACGUACAUGAAGAUAGCAAAUUGCAAUUUAAGGCUGAAUUUUGUUUGCAUUUACCUUAAUACUAACAUUGAAACCGAACAUAAACAUGUUAAUUACAUCUUAUUUCUAUACUAAGAAUGGUUAUUGUAGGUUCUUUUUGGCGCACAUAUACAAACAAGUUCAGUGAUGUAUCUGUUUCUUGAACUUUGUAGAUGAACCGUAAGCAAGUCCAAAGUGCUAUCAAGAUAAAGAACAUGAACAAGUUUCAUGUAGCUUUCAAGUUUCAAACAACCGCACCUAGAAGUUGUUUCACGGGUCCUCCGGGUGCUAUUUUGACUCCAGUUUUCCAGUUUGUGGAACCUCCAUAUAACAAUGAAAAACCAACAAAACAGAAGAAAAAAGUGAAAUUUAAGAUCAUGAGUCUGAAAGUGAAAGGAGUCAUCGACGUACCCGAGCUAGUAAGUCACACACCCUUUUCUUAGACACAUACUAUGUAUGUAGCUGCUAUGGACCUAGUUUCAUGGAUGCUAUAUAAAAUUUUGUGUUUUAAUCAAGUUUGAUGAGCUGAUAGAUCUAGUAGCUGUGGAACAGAUAGUGCAAGUUGUUUUCCUAGAUGUGGCACAUCCAAGCCCAAUUGGUUCUUGAUAAUAUAGUUUAGUUUUAUAUAUAGAUUUUAGA
This is a messenger RNA of Helianthus annuus (common sunflower), 691 nucleotides long. RefSeq names its product vesicle-associated protein 4-2-like. The coding region runs from base 226 to 495 and encodes 89 amino acids. NCBI's taxonomy places the organism in Eukaryota, Viridiplantae, Streptophyta, Magnoliopsida, Asterales, Asteraceae. The transcript is spliced from 3 exons. The record is from RefSeq and is a predicted model, not a curated record.